Rubroshorea leprosula is the source of this 1577-nucleotide messenger RNA. The record is from the annotation of a GenBank genome assembly. NCBI's taxonomy places the organism in Eukaryota, Viridiplantae, Streptophyta, Magnoliopsida, Malvales, Dipterocarpaceae.
CCAAAUUUUCUCUAGGGAUUUAGGAUUUACAAUCACUUCUUCUGCAAAGUUCAUCUGAUUCCAUGAUGUCAUCUCUAGCUGUUGUUCGGAAUCCACUGCUCAUCCUCCUAACUAGUUUCUUCCUUCUUGCAGCAGCUCAACAAGGUUUCCGCAAUGUCAGUGUGGGCGAUUUUCUCCAUGCCGAUGAUCGAAACGUUACAUGGAAAUCACCAUCCGGUGAUUUUGAACUUGGCUUCCACCGUGCUCCAGACCAACAAGAUCGAUUCCUCCUUGCUAUCUGGUUUGCCCAGAUACCCAAUAAAACCAUAGUUUGGUCUGCAAAUGGAGACAACCCUGUAGAGAUAAAAUCCAGAAUUGAGCUUACCUCCAAUGGCCUAGUGCUCAGAGCUCCUUCUGGCAUGGAGCUUUGGUGGUCUAACAGCACCCAAGAUGGCACUGGAGUGGUAUCCCAUGCAGCCAUGUUGGAUACCGGAAACUUUGUCAUCACAGGCAGGAAUUCAGACAACAUAUGGGAGAGCUUCCAAAAUCCAACAGACACAAUCUUGCCAGGACAAGAACUAAGCCUAAACAGCACUCUUUCAUCAGCCUUCUCUGCAACAAGCUACAAGAAGGGAAGAUUUCAGCUCCGUUUCACCUCCGAAUCUCUAGUCCUCAAUCAAAUAGAUGUAGAUACCGGAAAACCGUUCGAGUUUUACUUAAACAUCACAGAUGGUUCCAGGCUGAUCUUCAACAAAUCCGGGUAUAUCCUGAUCAGGAAAUCAAGUGGAAGUCUUGUCGAACUUGCGCCAAACAAUACAGUCCCAAAACAGGACUCAUACUACAGGGCAACACUUGGUUUUGAUGGAGUUUUCACCCUGUAUUCUUACUCCAAGACCUCCUAUGGAGGUGCAACCUGGGCAUCUUCGUGGUAUAUACCUAAGGAUAUCUGCGCCAGUUUUGUGAAUUUGGCUCCACUGGGAAGUGGACCUUGUGGGUACAACAGCAUCUGUCAACCUAACCAGGAUGGGAGGGCGACAUGUCGGUGCCCAAACGGGUUUUCUGUACUGAAUGCUAAGAAUCCACUUUUUGGAUGCAGGCCCAACUACCAGACCUACCCAGAAGACUGUAACGAGGAAGGCUCUACUAUUAGGGAGGAUCGUUUUGAGUUAAGUACAAUGCAAUUUGUAGAUUGGCCCUUUGGUGACUAUGAACUCGUGCAGUCUGUAAAUGAGAUAGAAUGCAUUAGGUCUUGCCUUGUUGACUGCAUCUGUGCAGUAGCCUUCCUGAAUCCUCCGGAGCUGAACAAUGGCACUGGAGACUGCUGGAAGAAGAAACUACCGCUUACAAGUGGGUGGUUCAAUCAAGAUCAAAUUAAGACAAAAGCAUUUAUCAAGGUACUGAAAUCAGGUGAAUCUCCGUUGAGCCCUCCCAAUCCAAAUCCAAGCAAAAAAAGGCAAAAUCAAGCCACUCUCAUUCUGUCGUAUCCAGAGGAAAGGAGAGAUGGAGACGAAUCUGCGUUGCUUCUCAUACAAAGAACUUGAAGAUGCCACAAAAGGAUUCAAGGAAGAACUGGGAAAGGGUGCCUUUGGAACUGUUUA